AAUCUCAUUGUUGUUCCCUGAGAUGGCUCGUACUAAGCAAACAGCCAGGAAGUCGACCGGAGGCAAGGCGCCGAGGAAGCAGCUUGCCGCCAAGGCUGCUCGUAAAUCAGCACGGGCCACCGGAGGAGUGAAGAAGCCUCACCGUUUCAGGCCGGCAACUGUGGCUCUGAGAGAGAUCAGGAAGUACCAGAAGAGUACUGAGCUCUUGAUCCGAAAGCUUCCGUUCCAGAGCCUUGUGCAAGAGAUCGCUUAGGAUUUCAAGACCGAUCUCAGGUUCUAGAGCAGUGCAGUCGCUGCUCUCUAGGAAAUAUUCAUCUUCUUCUCUACCAUUGCUCUCCACCUUCUCAUCGUCGGUCACUCACCACUUCGCAGCAACCGGAAAGGCUACCUUAAUU
Messenger RNA from Rubroshorea leprosula, 395 nucleotides. Lineage: Eukaryota; Viridiplantae; Streptophyta; Magnoliopsida; Malvales; Dipterocarpaceae. The record is from the annotation of a GenBank genome assembly.